This is a messenger RNA of Thelazia callipaeda (thelaziosis nematode), 894 nucleotides long. Lineage: Eukaryota; Metazoa; Nematoda; Chromadorea; Rhabditida; Thelaziidae. The record is from the annotation of a GenBank genome assembly.
AUGCGUAAAUGGGAGAAACGAAUGUUGCAAUUAGCUGCUGCCAUCGGCACGGCUGCUUAUCCAACUGGUAUGAUUGCAUUUCACGCUCGUCUGAUUAGUUUUGGAAGAAAACAUAUCGAAUAUGAUGUACCUGAUGAAAUCGUGGAUUUGGUGGAAAGUGAGCUAGACAAAUUGGAUAAUUUGCUAUUAAAAGUGAAUACGAAAAUUGCUGUAACUGAUUCACUGAAUCCGGAAUGGCGCGGUGGUUUUUAUUUGAGACAUGGCUUUGAAUUGUUUCUACCAAUACGAGCAGUAGCGAAGAGUGUAUCUGAAUUGCCGAAAAUGAACCGAAUUUCGAUUAUAAAUUCAGCAGGUACCUUUUCGAGUAAGCAAAAAACAGUGAAUACUGCAACAGCUGCUGCAAAAAAUAUUUUUAAUGAUUACCUUUUAUCGGAGGCUGCUAGGCGUUUUAUUAUUCGCCGAGAGCUACUAAGAGCUAAUCGUCGCUCUUUCGUUCUGGGACCAAUUUUUAUUUGGAUUCUCUUAUCGAGUAUUGUGUCCUUAUUAUUCAUUUUAAUGAUGCGCUUUGGUCGUGCAAUUUCUUAUGGUACUGUAGCAGUUUCGAUACCAGUAACAGUUUUUACUUUUCGACAGGCACUUCGAGACUUUGUCUCAUACAGUGAGAAAAUCUUGGAUCACGAUGCUUACUCCGACUCUUCCGAAUAUAUGGAAGGAGCUCGUGAAUACUUGGCUUCAUCAGUUGCUACGAAUCUCAAAAUACGUCAAGCACUGCAAGAUUGGAAUUCGGAAUUUAUAAAGCCAAAUGGUGAUAGUGUUGGAGAUGCAUGGCCAUAUUCGAAAAGAUUAGAAGAACUUGAGGAUUUCGAUAAAAAGAAGAAACAAAGGAGCAAAUGA